Molecule: messenger RNA, 1249 nt
Organism: Eupeodes corollae
Lineage: Eukaryota; Metazoa; Arthropoda; Insecta; Diptera; Syrphidae
Exons: 4
Coding region: 62-1249 (395 amino acids)
Source: RefSeq, a predicted model, not a curated record
UAGUUUAGUUACCGUUUGACAAACAUUAAUAAAUUUCAAGAAAGGAGAAAAUAAAUUAAAAAUGGAAAAGUUUUUAAUAAAAAUAUCAAAAACCCAAACAAAACAACCACCACCAAAAGAUUCAGAAGCUCCUCCACCACCAUCGCUUCCAUCGGUAAAUACAGAAAAACCGUCUAGCUCAAGGUCAACAGAAGUAUUAACGGAAGAUGUCACCAACACAACAUCUUCUGCAGUAAAAAGAAAGGAUCCAGAUCCAGCAAACACCAAAGCAAGCAAAAAGAGGGUAAGAAAAUUUCGGAACGCCUGGCUCGAAAGUUUUGAUUGGAUAGAGGAAGGAGUUGGACCUAAUAAUACCACAAGACCCUUCUGCAAAAUAUGCAAGAUUAAUCUGCCAAAUAAUUACUCACACCUGGAGAGACAUCAAGAUUCCCAACAACACACAAAGCUGAAACAAUCGUUAAUGAAACAGCCACUGAUCGAUAAUAUCCAACAUACAAAAAAUUUCAAGACCAAAACAAAUAAAAUUAAAACAGCAGAAUUGCGAGUUAUAAUGUUUUUAAUUCAAUAUAAUCUCGCAAUUUCGUUGAUAUCACCAAUCAUUGAUUUGAUAAAAGCUGCGGCUUCCGACUCCGAAAUAGCUAAAAGUCUUAAAUGUGGAAACAACACGAUUCUUAAUGAAGAAGGACUGGAAGAAAUUGGUAAAAUUAUUCGAAACCAACCAUUUUCAUUAAUAAUCGAUGAAACCACGGACGUCAGCACAACCAAAUGCUUAGUUUUAAUUGUAAGGUAUUUCGAUUUUGUUCCGCAUCUUUAUGUAAUGGGAUGCAUUUGCCACUCAUUGCAUUUGUGUUUCUCGGCAGCUUCCAAAAAACUUCCCUCCCAUCUUGAGGCCCUAACCAGAAAUAUAUAUUCUUUUUUUGCGCAUAGUCCUAAGCGAAAACUGGAACUGGAAGAGUUUCAAAAAUAUUUUUCAGUUGAGGUGCACAAAAUUCUUAAGAUGUCUUCAACUAGGUGGCUUUCGUUGGAAAACGUUAUUUCAAGAAUUCUUGAACAAUGGGUUCCACUGCAACAUUUCUUUAUUUCUUAUGAGUUAGAAAGCAAUAUGGAUUUGGCACAUAAUAUCUGUUCAGAGAUCACAGAAAUAAAUAAAACAUAUUUAAGUUUCUUGGGUUACGUUUUGAAUAUAACAAAUAAAAUAAACAUUGAAUUUCAAGCAGAAGCCCCAAAAAUACCCACCAUUUAUAGAUGA